Messenger RNA from Octodon degus (degu), 2780 nucleotides. It is a transcript of the gene Slc35d1, whose product is annotated as solute carrier family 35 member D1. The record is from RefSeq and is a predicted model, not a curated record. The transcript has 11 exons. Gene Ontology annotation, molecular function: antiporter activity; GDP-fucose transmembrane transporter activity. Gene Ontology annotation, cellular component: Golgi apparatus. Bases 77 to 907 code for a protein of 276 amino acids. NCBI's taxonomy places the organism in Eukaryota, Metazoa, Chordata, Mammalia, Rodentia, Octodontidae.
GCCUGGGGGCUGACUUCUUUCUUUCUUUCCUCUUUUCUGUAGGUUUCCCUCCUCGCUGUGUGUGGGGCUCGGCCAGAUGGUGGCCACCGUGGCCGUGCUGUGGGCGGGCAAGGCGCUCCGAGUGGUCAAGUUCCCGGACUUGGACAGAAGUAUACCUCGGAAGACGUUUCCACUACCUCUCCUAUAUUUUGGGAACCAAAUCACGGGACUGUUCAGCACAAAGAGACUGAACUUGCCAAUGUUCACCGUUCUGAGAAGGUUCUCCAUUCUGUUCACGAUGCUCGCAGAAGGGGUUUUGCUCAAGAAGACUUUUUCUUGGGGUAUUAAAAUGACUGUAUUUGCAAUGAUUAUUGGCGCCUUUGUAGCUGCCAGCUCGGACCUGGCGUUUGACCUGGAAGGAUAUGUUUUUAUUCUGAUAAAUGAUGUCCUGACAGCGGCAAAUGGCGCAUAUGUGAAACAGAAACUGGACUCUAAAGAGCUGGGAAAAUACGGCCUGCUCUACUAUAACGCGCUGUUCAUGAUCCUGCCCACCCUCGCCAUCGCGUAUUUCACAGGAGAUGCACAGAAGGCGCUGGAGUUUGAAGGCUGGGCCGACACCCUCUUCCUUCUGCAGUUCACUCUCUCCUGCGUGAUGGGGUUCAUCCUGAUGUACGCCAUUGUGCUCUGCACGCAGUACAACUCUGCUCUGACGACCACCAUCAUCGGCUGUAUUAAGAAUAUAUUAAUAACUUAUAUUGGAAUGGUCUUUGGUGGAGAUUAUAUUUUCACGUGGACGAAUUUUAUUGGUUUAAAUAUCAGCAUCGCGGGCAGCCUGGUGUACUCCUACAUCACCUUCGCCGAGGAGCAGCUCAGCAAGCAGGCGGAGGCCGGCGGCAAGCUGGACGUCAAGGGGAAGGGAGCCGUGUGAGGAGCUGCGUGCGCCGUGUGGCCCGGGAUGGCCGCUGCCUAGGAGGUUCUGUGGGAGACCUCGGAAUAGACUGGUCUUUGGAGUUAAUUUAUGUCGGACUGGAAAAUGUUCUGGGCUUUUUAAUUUAUUUUUUCUAUCCUGAUGGUGAAACCCCUGGGUCUUGAAAGUGUUCUGUCCCACAGUUUGCUGCCGGCACCCCAAGACCCGCGUCCGUCCUGCGCCCAGCGGGUCACGGCCACUCCCUGAGCAGGCCGGCCUCUCGGGCCAGAGCAGCCCUGGAGCGGCCGGGCCUCCUCCGCCCCCUCGCUGCCGCUACCCAGGACCCCAGGGGCUCGGGGCAGUAGAAUUUGAGCCCCGUGGGGUGGGGCCGGGUGGCUGCUGUCCGUCCCAGCCCUGCCUGCCGGGCGCGUUGCGGCUGCCUCGCUCUCUGGCCCAGCUCGCUGCCUCUGGCCCCCAGCGAGCAGCCGGGAGGUGGCCGGGACCAGCGCUGGGCACUUCGACCCUGCACCCCAGGGACCUGCGUACCCUUCUUUACCCUGCCAGGGGACGGAGCAGCGGUGCGCGUGCCUAGGCCUCUCCCGACUCCUCUGAUGUGCAGUUGUGCCAGCAGGGAGAGGUGACCCAUGCUCAGCCCCUUCCGAAGCCCACAGAGCAGAGCGCUGGAACGCCAGGUCGGAUUGGGUGCCAGGCCAUAUGGCUGGGUCUUCAACGGGCUCCCCUCGGCUCCGGGAGCACCCUGUGUAGUCAGGCCUUGGCGACUGCUGAGCGGACCUUGGGGACACUGUACAGUGAGACGGCAGCGGACCCUGGAGAGGGAGGCCGUUGGCUUCCCCAGCUCCCGAGGCCCGCCCCGUCCCCAGUGCGGUCUUUAGCUGAGGUCAUGCUGACUAAGCGCCGCCCCAGGGAGGCCCAGGCCGUGGGGAUUCUGCCCUGUGGUGCCCCUGAGGGUCGUGGGGUGGGAGGAGGCCUCUCCAGCUGGUUUGCAGGCGUCCAGGUGGUGGGGUACCCAUGAGCUUCCCAGCACAGCGCUCAACUUUGCAUCGCUUGAGACCUGAGGAAUCAGUCCCUUGUGGGGCACACACAAAAGUGCAGUUCGCAAGCUGCCUGUCACAGUCGUCAGCAGCAAGGGGUGGGGACGGUGGUGACGACUGUGGAACUCAGUGACAGUGGGCCGCUGGUUCUGUGCUGGACGAGGCGGUGUGGGUUUGGCUUCUCAUAACUGUGGGUGGCCCUGGGGGAGCAGCGUUCACAGGCUGGCUCCACAGGCCAGGCGGGCACUGUGGCCCCUGGGGGUGUAAGUGAUUUGUUGUUUUGUUUUAAAGAACAAAUUACUUAGGGGUAAAAAAAUUUUUUUUUCUUCUAUCUUAGAGAACCUCCACUUCAUAGUGGUGAUUCGAUUAAAACCUCGUCUCAACCUGCCAAAGGUAGUCCUGUGCAGGUGAGACCCUCUUCCAUUGUAGAAUUCUGCUGGACGCAGGUGGCCACAGCUGCCAGUGCACCACCGCGCUCCCGAUCCGCUCACCAGCUCCUACUCCAGGGCCUUGUAGGAGGAAAUACGCCAGUGUUCUCAGUUUUCUAAGGCUUUCUUUAGUUUCAAAAUCCUUUUUAAAAAAGAAAUCUACUGGUUAGAUUUGCUAUCUCAUAAAAAUGUUUUUAGAGAUUAUUUUAUGAACAUUUUCUCAUGCUGAUGACCAACUUGAUUUUUGUCUACAAAUGUUAACCUCUCACGAUAUUUUUUCAAUAUAGAUUUAUUCUAUUUACCAAGUUAUUUUUUAAAGGUACUGAGGGUUGAGUCAUGUAAAUCAGGUGAUAUAAAUAUGAAAAUUAUGUGCCUAAAUAUUUUUGUUAAUGGUGUCAAAUAAAUACUUUUUCC